AUGACUCUUCAAGUUCGUCUUGGCGAUAUCCAACAUCAUUCUAAUAUACUCGAAGCUCAUGUUCGAAUGUAUUUCAUUUCCAAAUGUAGUACUCAAGGAAACGAAAUUAUUCCUCUGAACUUGAUCGAUAUGAAUGUUGGCUUUAGUAGUGGUCAAGAUCGUCUCUUACUUGUUUGGCCUAUCAUUAUCGAACAUCGCAUCGAUCCAAAAAGUCCACUUUGGUUAAUGGAUAAAAAAGCUUUAGCAAAAGCUGAUUUCGAAUUGUUAGUUGUCUUCGAAGGUAUAGUUGAACCAACAGGACUGCUAACACAAACAAAAACUUCUUACACGUCACAAGAUAUCGUAUGGGGAGCAAGAUUUGAAGAAAUUGUUUAUUAUGAUUCACUUACUGGAUUAACGGUCGAUUAUUCGAAAUUCAAUUCGAUUAUCUUAGAUAAUAACAUUGGACCGAUUUCAGCUAUUCAACUGAAUACACAAUAUUCCGAAGACUAA
Messenger RNA from Rotaria sordida, 492 nucleotides. The record is from the annotation of a GenBank genome assembly. NCBI's taxonomy places the organism in Eukaryota, Metazoa, Rotifera, Eurotatoria, Philodinida, Philodinidae.